Messenger RNA from Prunus mume (Japanese apricot), 797 nucleotides. RefSeq names its product ethylene-responsive transcription factor ERF003-like. Gene Ontology annotation, biological process: regulation of DNA-templated transcription. Gene Ontology annotation, molecular function: DNA-binding transcription factor activity; DNA binding. Lineage: Eukaryota; Viridiplantae; Streptophyta; Magnoliopsida; Rosales; Rosaceae. The record is from RefSeq and is a predicted model, not a curated record.
UAUCCCCUUUCCCUUCCCACUACAGUCACCUCUUGUGCUCUCACUCACUCACUCACUCACACAAAGCAACCCGCGUUGGGCCCUUGAAACUUUCGAAACGUUCCUCUUUCCACCACCACCACCAUGGCUAGAUCCCACCAGCGGUAUCGCGGCGUCCGACAGAGACAUUGGGGUUCUUGGGUCUCCGAAAUUCGCCACCCUUUACUGAAGACCAGAAUUUGGCUAGGCACAUUCGAAACGGCGGAGGACGCAGCAAGAGCAUACGAUGAAGCAGCGAGGCUCAUGUGCGGCACAAAGGCACGUACCAAUUUCUCAUACAAUCCCAAUGAGACCAUGUCACAUUCAUCCAAGCUUCUCUCGGCAGCUUUGAUUGCAAAGCUCCACAAAUGCAACAUGGCCUCUCUGCAAAUGGCCAAAACUACUAAUAACAAGCCAGUUCCAAAGGAGGAGCCACAGCAACAAGUACACUACAUGCCAGCAGCCCCUUCUGCCACCUGCAUUAUCGAAACUGGCGACGUUUCGGGUUUCGAUUGGCCCGAGAAGAUCAGAGAGUACAGUGGAGUGCAGCAAUGGGUUGAACAGGGGAGCUGGGUUGGUGGUGGUGAUCAGGUACUCGGGAGUCCACACGAUCAUCAGCAGCAUCAUCAGCAUCAGCAGGAGUUUAUUGAGAGACUUGAGGAUGAUCAUAUAGAGCAGAUGAUUGAGGAGCUGCUUGAUUAUGGUCACAUUGAGAUUUGUCCUGGUGUUUCAACAUAGGGAAGAGAAACUCAUCAAUUCAUCAGCAUCUUCUGUGCGAA